AGACCGCCAGGUUUCAGUAUUGGUCAGCUCGCAGUGGCUGGGUGCAUUAGGCCUUCAUUUAGCCCAACGCAAACAAUCCCGACCAACCCCACCAUCGCGAGGCCCACUCCGUUGCCUCAGACCUUCAGCCCAGCCUGCCAGGCAUCUUUUUUUGCCUUCAAUCCAUCUACCACUACCCCUCCUUGCGAAUUAUUCCCUUUUCCUUCAGUCCUCCAGUUCCGAGCGUAUCCGUCAUCUACAACUUCAGUUAUCGGUCAUUUGCAGGCUGAAAACGAUACACAGCUGGCAUUUUGCAAGUCACAGCAAACCUGACCUGUGAUUGACUGAUAUCAGUUGAAUUUUCUCUUUGGCUCGCAGCCGGACACAUCCGUAUCUGGGGUGUCUCGACUUCAACCAAGACCAACCAUGUCCUAUACAUACCGGGAACGAGACCGUGAAUGGGACGACUAUUCGCGGCCAUCUGACCGUAGCUACAAAGUGAAACGCUAUGUCGUUUCUCAUGAUGACAACCGUGAGCGGGAGCGCGACUUCUUUCGUCGCGAGGAUUCGGGUACAGCCGAUCGAGAAUUGGUGAUUCGGCGAAGGACUGAACCAUACGAGACUGACUACGAGGUUCGGCGUGAGUAUCGAACGGAACGUGACUACGAACCUCGAUCAAUUCAUGAACCUGAGUAUCAAGUGGUUCAUCGAUCUGAAGCGAGCGAACGGGAUCCCCGUGAUGUUGAGUACUACUACCAGCGGCGCGUUCGCGAAUAUGACGACGACCGCGAGCGUGUUAGGCGAGAGCUCAGCCCCCACGACUCUGUCUCUCAAGUUGGUAGUCGAAGACAUCGUGAUCGCGAUCGCGAUCGCGACUAUAGCAGUGACGACAGCAUGGUCUAUAUCCGCAAAGAAACCCGUGAAUACGACGGCGAGCCUCAUCAUCACAAGCGCCAUCUUGCCGAGGGAGCUCUUCUUGGAGUAGGAGCAAUGGAACUGUUACGUCACCGUAGCAAGAGUCAAGGCCGUCCAGUUUCAGGCGCCCUCGGCCAUGUUGGCCAGGGAGUCGGUGCAGCUGCACUAGGUGCCGUCGCAGCCAAUGCUAUCGAACAUUAUCGCAGCAAAAGUCGUCGACGCUCUUCAUCCGUCGACGACGAUAGAAGCUCUCGCCAUUACCAUCACGGCCAUCGUUCUGGACAUCGCAGCCGCAGCCGCAGCCGUUCGUCGUCGCAUUCAAGAGCCAAAACUCUCGCUGGAAUCGGCCUCGGUGCCGCAGCAAUAGCAGGUGCUGUUGCUUUAGCCCGUCAAAAGUCCCAAAGCAACAAAGACAGAAGGAGCCGAUCACGUCAUAGACGUAGUUCGCAGUCUCGUGGCGAUGAUGUGCGAAGUACAUCCAAGAGCCGAAAUCAGCACAUUGCAGCAGCAGGGCUUGCCGGUGCUGCUGCUGCUGGCAUCAUCGAAAAAGUACGCAGCCGGUCACGCUCACGUAAGGGCGAACACAGAUCUAGAAGCCGACUUAGACAGAGCUUGCCAAUCGUCGCCGCGGGCCUUGGAAGUGCUGCAGUUGCAGGUCUUUAUGAAAACAGAAAGGCCAAAAAGGAGCAGGACGGGGCGAGUGAACGACAACUUUCACGUUCGAGAAGCCGUGGUAGAGGUGCCAUCUUACCAGAUCCUGGAAAAGAGUCAACUAGUCUCAUCGAGUAUGGUCAGGAUCCAGUUUAUGGCAAUAUUCCUGCAGCGGAUUAUUACGGUCGGCCGAUCAGCUCACAAGGGUAUUAUCCUGAUGCAGUCGUUCCCGCGGGCACGAGCCGUAACCGCAGCCAAAGUCGUGGAUAUAGCCCUUCUGAUACCGAUUCCGACCGAAGUCAUCGCCGACGACAUCGUAGACGCGAAAAAAAGGAACGAAGCGGCAGUCGUAUUCGUGAUUUCGCCGAGGCCGGGCUCGCAGCAGCGGGCCUAGGAUACGCGGCUUCCAAGAUUUCAGGUGGGAAAAAGGAUCGCAAGGAUAGAGAGCACCGGAGUCACUCUCGGGAAAGGCGAGGUAGACGUGAUAAUGAUGGAGACCAUGAUUCUUAUGAAGAGCCGUACGACCCAGCUCCAUACAUUCCGUCUCCUCCUCCAGCAGGACCAGCGCCAGCCGUAGACAAUUAUUAUCCAUAUACCAACAGCUUCCCGCCGCCUCCAGGAGUUACUCCCAACCCACCACCUAUGUCGUAUCCCGCGGCAGAAUAUCCACCUCCUGGAACAACAUCAGCACCACCGCCACAAGGUUAUCCUCCUCCCCCUGGACCGCCUCCUACCAACGAACCGUACGCGCCACAACCGCGUCGGGCUGAUGAGAACGUGAGUGCCCCUUUUCUUGACGCGCAUCACAGACCAGAUGGUUUAAUGGGAGAUGGAAGCUCAAGACGCCGAUCUGUUAGUCGGCCUGAAUCACCACCACAACAAAAAUCAGUUUCCUUUGAUUUGAAUGAUCAAGAAAGAUCGAAUAUGAAAGCACGAAUACCUAGCGAUGAAACUGCGGAGAAGGGAUACGAGACGGACGAUAGCGACUCGACAAUUGAUGGCCUGGACCAUGGCCGAUACUCUCAUCACCAUCGACCCCGACACCCUUCAGCUCCAUAUGGACGCACCAGUGCGGUGCCGAAUAAUGCUUCUUCUACUCAUAAUGGCAACGCCAACCCACCGCCUAAACCACACCCUUUGAAUGUUGCUCGGGAUUCGGACUCUGAAUCUACAAUUGAACUGCCAGAUCGAUUCGAUACCGAAGGACGGAGGCUUCCCGAGAAGGGAGACGAUCCACUCGCCGAUAGGGUGGACGAUCUUUUACGAAAUGUUUUCUCAAACGACAAUGCUCGACCUCGUCCGACAAGUAGAGUCCGGUGAUUUUCUUGAUAUUUUUAUUUUGCUGCAUUUGAGUCUUUAUUCCUCGUUAUUUGUUUAGUUUUAUGUACUCUUUUCUUUUAACGGCCUUGCUAUUAUUAUGAGUGAACGAUGAAUGACGAGCUUGUAAUGAUGUAUGCGGAUUAGUAUGGGAGGAUAAUUUGAUAUUUGUUCAAUUUAAUGAUUAUGACUUCACGUGCUAGAUUAUACGUUCAAUGUUACUUUUAACCAAAAAAAUAUGGCAUGUACCUACGUCAAUGAAAUCAGUACUACAUGUUACGGCCAAACUUGAUCGCAGUCAGCAUUGUUCUUUUU
Molecule: messenger RNA, 3177 nt
Organism: Talaromyces proteolyticus
Lineage: Eukaryota; Fungi; Ascomycota; Eurotiomycetes; Eurotiales; Trichocomaceae
Exons: 4
Coding region: 406-2865 (819 amino acids)
Source: RefSeq, a predicted model, not a curated record